Molecule: messenger RNA, 2872 nt
Organism: Ectocarpus siliculosus
Lineage: Eukaryota; Phaeophyceae; Ectocarpales; Ectocarpaceae
Source: the annotation of a GenBank genome assembly
AUGGCGCAACAGGCGUUCGAGGACAUGAGGGUCGUGGAGCUCAAGGUGGAGCUCAAGGCGCGAGGCCUGCCCGUGAGCGGGCUCAAGGCCGUGCUCAUACAGCGCCUCCACGACCACGACAACUCCUUGGUCGAAAAGCUCGCCCAGGCGAAGGACGAAGAACCCACAGCGGCCGUCAAGAGCAGCGACGGCGCAGGCGCGGAGCUCUCGCCGGAAACGGUAACCAAAGCGCUGCCGACCGUCGCUGACGUCGGAAAGCAGGUUGAGUCUUCGACGCCCACCAAGGAUGCCGUUGGAGCGGCGGCAGCAGCGAUACCGGCGACCGGGGAAAAUUCCGAGGAAAUUUCUCCGAAGAAGCAGGAAAUUUCUCCCAAGAAGAAGGAAAUCUCUCCGAAGAAGAACCCGGAUGCUGCUGUUGCUCCUCAGGUGUUGGACGCUCCCGCCACCGAGCCCAGGUCUACCCGCAGCAAGACCCGUCGCGCGUCGAUGGCGAAUACCGCCCCUGCGCCCGCAGCCUCAGCGGAGACAACGCCGACAACACCUGAGGUCACCGUAAAGAGCACGGCGGCAGCCCCCGUAAUCGUAAAACCGGAGGCGCCGGCGCCGGCCGCGGAGGGCGGUGGGGGCAGCGGGGCGGAGGUGGUGGACAGUAACUCAGAGACACAGAUCAGGCUUGCGAAGACCGCCGGGGUAUUCGGAGUCGUAGUGAGCGCUGCUUGCAUCGGGUGGGGGCACGGGCUGACGGCGGGCAACCUUGCCACCCUCCAUGUGGCACUGUUGGGGCUGUUCAUAGCGGCGACGGCCUCAAACAACCGGCCAACGGGUUCUCGGGCUUUCGCGGCCAAGGCAAUCGUCACGCUAGCGCUGGCCCUGGUGGCUUCGGAGGCUUUGCAGCAGACCCAGCGGCAACCGCCGCCACCCUUGUCCGCAGGAGGAGGACGCGGAGGAGGAGGAGGGAUGGCGACGCUGUCGGCCCUUGUAUCCGACAGGGUCGCGGCGAUCCUGAGCUGUGGGACGGAGGGAGGUGGCGGUGUAUCGUGUGGACAGGUUGGCGAGGGAGUGCUACCCACGCUUCAGGCGUGCCUGCACUGGAUGAAGGGGCUUUGGAGCGUUCUGGAGGAAGGGGAGUGGCGAUCGGUGCGAUUCGGGGUGAUCGAGUUCUGGGGCUGGGCUUCGGUGGCGGGUUAUUUGGCCCUGGUUGAGGCGCUCCCGGUGAUGCUGCAGCCCCUCCACGGUGUUUUCCGGAGGCUAGAGCGAGGCCACAACAUCCUCCUCGCACUCACGAGCGCGGCGAUGCUGGUGGGGAUCAUCCGCUCUUGCGUCACCAGCGGGAAGACUUCUAGCGUGCAUGCGAUGCUGUGCGGAGCUUUCGACGAGGAGGACCCGGUCUUCGACAUGACGGCCAAGACGUUCUUCUGGUCCAAAGCCUGGGAGUGGGUGGACACGGCUAUUUUGGUGGCGAAGGGCAAGCCAGUCUCGUGGCUCCAGUACACCCACCACGCCUCCACUGCUAUCCUUACUGCCCUAAACAUGGUGCCGACCCGAAACGCCAUGUGGUCCGUCGUGUGCGCUCUCAACAGCUUCGUGCACGCUUGGAUGUACGCCUACUACGCUUUCCCAAGGUUUAGCCUGCUGCGGCGCACGAAGGUCUGGCUAACGUGGGCCCAGAUGGUGCAGCACAUGAUCGUCCUUGCGUCGGCGACCUACGUGGUGUACCAGAGCCGAACAGGGACCGAGUGCCACAACAACACCACCCCGAUCCUGGCCGGCCUCGGGCUUUACCUCAUGUACCUGGUGUUCUUCGCGCUGUUUUACCGACGAACGUAUCUGGGAGGGGCCAAGAAGGCCCAAAUAAAAAAAAACUCGUAAUGUUUCCUAAGAUGCUCGUGUGUGAGGGCCUGUAUCACGCGUCGGCGACGAUAUAGUCGCCGCACGCCUAUAAUAAACCGGGGACCUCGUUGGUGAUAUGAAUGCGGGGAGAAGAGGGGCGUCAAUGGUGAUGAUGCCCUAAGUGAUGGGUAGUGGGCCUUUGUAGAGGGACCUUUGUAAUCGGAAGCUUUUUGGAGACUGGGCUUUCGUCGGAGCGUGUUUCCGGCGCUCACGCCCUUUUGUGCUGGAGUUGUUGCCGAUAGUUGGAGGCCAACCGCCCGGUGGGCUGACGAUCGGGGGGUGCGGGUAGGGAUCAUUCGUACACGCGUGCUGCCGCCGUCUUUCGGCCGCGGCUAUCCUUCUCCGAGAAAUAUCGGAGCUGUAGCACGUCGUGGGUCUCCGGCCUCUAGUUUCUCACAACCCGCAUCAAGCGCGAGGCUUUGCGAUGUUUUCCGUGAGCCGUGCGAACGGUGGGGCAGGAAGGUGGUACAUAUAUCCUAGCUCGUAAAUUUUCUUGUUCACAGUCGAUUGCUGUUUCCGCUUGUGUUUUUUUUUUCUGGACUAAAUGGGAUCCGCGAUGUACAUGUGCUUGCGCCUCUGCCCGGGGCUAAUCAUGGCGUUCGUGGUGGUGGUGGUGACCCGGGAAAACCGGUGGUCGCUACCGCGGGUCCAAAAGCCAUCGAGCUAGCAAGAAAACGGUCAAGUGUAGAGUGAGAGUGUAACCUAUGCAUGACGGGUGUAUCUUCAAGGGGUGCAUUUUUUUGUUCCACCCUCGACAAAAGGUGAAUGCGUUGGGGGGCACCGUGUAGUUCAUGUCGGGGGUAAAUUGUUUCGGUCUCCCUUUCUUCUCUCACCCCUUUACUUUCAGACAAGCGAGUUGCUGUGUGGUGUGUGCGUUUCUUGAAUUAGCGUCCACCGCGCUAACCGCUGACCGGUGAAAAUAAUUCAGUGUCAGUGCGUGUGAGUGGAAUUACCGUCGACCGCGCCAACCGACUGACCAAUG